CGCUUCUAAUUUCGCCUCGGUUGCCGCCCUUGCGGUGCGAUUCGCGCACCCGCUACGGAACGGAUCGCGGAGCCUUUGGCAUUCGCGAGGGUUCCUCGCAGCCUGUCGAGGGGCUCUUGGUUUCCGCCCGGUGAUACCCUCUUCGCUCUCAAUUUAUAGCGGCCGCUGAUGGUUUCCAUUGAUUUCUCCGCUCCCCCCGUUUCAUCCUCUCGUUGGCAGAAUAUUCUCCUUUCCGAUCUUUUCCGUAAAAUUUCUUCUGUUGCUGUUCGUCGUCCGGUGGAUUCGUAGUCGGGAGAGAAGGAUUGACUUGGGUUCCGAUAUCUUUCCUUUUUUUCUGCUCUUAAGAUCACUAGAGAGCACAAUAAUUGGAUUUCUUUGCGGAGAUUGUGGCAGAGUUGGCAACUCGAUGGAAGAGAGACGGUGGCGGAGUCUGGGGUCGGCGGUGGCGGUUGGGCUCUGUUGCCUGUCUGCCGCAGCGGCGGUGGUUUCGGCGGAGCAAAGCCUUCGAGUUGAGGCUUCGAAAGACAAGACGAGCGUAAAUGAUGUGGAUAUUGAAUCGAACUAUUUUUUAAAGGUCUCAAAUUUUUUGUGGCAGGCCGAUGGAUCUUCUUACCAUCCUGUUUGGCCGCCCCUGGAAUUUGGGUGGCAAAUCGUGGUGGGCACCAUAAUUGGGUUCUUUGGAGCAGCGUUUGGCAGUGUGGGGGGCGUUGGUGGUGGUGGCAUUUUCGUUCCCAUGCUUUCCCUGAUCGUGGGGUUUGAUCCCAAAUCCUCCACAGCGAUGUCAAAAUGCAUGAUUAUGGGCGCAGCAGGGUCCACCGUUUACUUCAACCUUAAGCUGAGGCAUCCAAUUUUAGAUGUGCCUCUUAUUGACUAUGACCUGGCAGUGCUUAUUCAACCCAUGCUUAUGCUUGGAAUCAGUAUUGGUGUUAUUUUUAAUGUGAUAUUCCCUGACUGGAUGGUCACAAUCCUCUUGAUUGUCCUGUUCUUGGGGUCAUCAACCAAGGCUUUCAUGAAAGGCGUUGACACUUGGAAAAAGGAGACAGUGCUUAAGAAGGAUGCUUAUAAACGCUUAGUAACUAAUGGUGGAGGGAGUGAAGAAGUCGAAUAUAGAUCUCUUCCUCUGGGUCCCAGCGAUAUUGAUCGAAAGGGUGUCGAAAUGACAGCAGAAUCUGAGGUCCCAGUUCUUCAAAAUGUUAGCUGGAAGGAGCUUGGUCUCCUUGUCUUUGUGUGGGUAUUAUUCCUUGUACUACAAGUUACAAAGAAUCACACGGCUACGUGUUCGACAUGGUAUUGGAUUUUGAACUUCCUGCAAAUUCCUGUCUCAGUUGCAGUGACUCUGCAUGAAGCAAUUAGUUUAUACAAAGGAGAGAGAGUAAUUGCAUCCAGGGGUGAUGAAGGGACAAAUUGGAAAGUCAGUCAAUUAUUUGUCUUUUGUUUGUCUGGUAUAAUUGCCGGUAUAGUAGGUGGGCUUCUUGGUCUAGGAGGAGGCUUUAUUUUGGGUCCAUUGUUUUUGGAACUUGGCAUACCUCCUCAGGUUUCAAGUGCAACUGCAACUUUCGCCAUGACAUUCUCAUCAUCAUUGUCUGUUGUAGAGUACUACCUUUUAAACCGUUUUCCAGUCCCAUAUGCUGUCUACUUCAUCUUCGUGGCUACCGUUGCUGCCUUUGUCGGGCAACAUGUAGUAAGGAGGUUGGUCAUAUUAAUCGGGAGGGCAUCUCUCAUCAUCUUCAUAUUGGCUUCAAUGAUCUUUAUCAGUGCCAUCUCGUUAGGUGGAGUUGGCAUCGUCAACAUGAUCAAGAAAAUUGAGGAUAAUGACUAUAUGGGUUUCGAGAACCUUUGCAGAUACCAAGCAUAGCAACAAAAACAUUGCAGCAUAUGUGUAACUUUGUCUUCCUCGAAGUUUUUGCUUUUUAGAUCUCUAAUUGGUGGAAUGGACCCUCGGGCAUAGCAAAUUUGAACACGAGGAUCUCGAAUUUUUAUUUCUUUUCGUCUUACUGAUGCAAGAAAUAGUUCCUGGCAACUGUUCUUGGAUUUGUUGAUCUAAUCUUGUACACUUUUUUUGCAAGAAAUGAC
Molecule: messenger RNA, 2073 nt
Organism: Musa acuminata subsp. malaccensis (wild Malaysian banana)
Lineage: Eukaryota; Viridiplantae; Streptophyta; Magnoliopsida; Zingiberales; Musaceae
Product: sulfite exporter TauE/SafE family protein 3-like
Biological process (GO): protein ubiquitination
Cellular component (GO): membrane; Cul4A-RING E3 ubiquitin ligase complex
Source: RefSeq, a predicted model, not a curated record